AUGGCGUCCGAUCUGGAACUCUCCAGUGGGUUUAUUCCUGCACUGUACAAGCCAGCAGCCUUAUUACCGAUCGCUAGACAUAAGCAGAGCUUGCUUUACCUAGUAGAGACGUAUCAGGUUACUAUUGUGGUUGGUCAAACGGGGAGCGGAAAAACAACGCAGCUUCCCCAGUACCUUGAUCAGGGUGGCUGGUGUGCGAAUGGCAAAGCUAUUGCUGUCACCCAGCCUCGGCGAGUGGCUGCAACCACGGUCGCAACUCGAGUGGCAGAGGAAAUGCGCUGCAAGAUUGGCGAGGAUGUAGGAUACUCUAUCCGUUUUGAAGAUGUGACUUCUGCCGCCACCAGAAUCAAAUUUCUGACUGACGGGAUGCUUUUGAGAGAGGCACUGGUUGAUCCUCUGCUUUCUCGAUAUUCUGUGAUCAUGGUCGACGAAGCCCAUGAACGAUCUCUGAGCACCGACAUCUUGCUGGGCAUUCUGAAAAAGAUCAUGAAGAAACGCCCCGAGCUGCGUAUCAUUAUCAGCAGUGCAACAUUGCAGGCAGAGGACUUCCUUCGUUUCUUCGCUGGAGACGAGUACAACCCUGAUGCAAAGCCAGCCGAUCUAGGUGGUAAAAUGGGAAGAAUCAUCAGUCUGGAAGGCCGCAUGUAUCCUGUCGACACGCUUUUCCUGGAAUCUCCUGCCGAGGACUAUGUUGAACGGGCAGCAAAAACGGUCUUCGAUAUUCACACCCAGGAAGCAGAAGGCGACAUACUUCUCUUUCUCACUGGCCGUGAAGAGAUUGACCGUGCAAUUCAACUGAUAUCUGAGCGUGCGGCAUAUUUAAACCCCAAAGCACCGUCCUUGUUGACCCUUCCACUUUAUGCCGGUCUCACUACGGACCAGCAGAUGUAUGUAUUCGAACCGGCGCCAGAGAACACACGGAAAGUCAUUGUGUCGACCAACAUUGCCGAAGCCUCAGUCACCAUUGACGGUAUCGUCUAUGUGAUCGAUUGCGGGUAUGCUAAGCUGCGGGCGUACAACCCCGCCACAGGUAUCGAGACUCUGACAGCGGUGCCCAUCUCCAAGGCCUCGGCCACCCAACGCUCCGGACGUGCAGGCCGGACAAAACCUGGAAAGUGCUUCCGCCUCUACACCCAACAGACAUAUGAGCAACUUCCCGAUGCUACGAUCCCGGAGAUUCAGCGGUCCAAUCUUGCUCCGAUCGUAAUGCAGCUCAAAGCGCUUGGGAUUGACAACAUCGCCCGCUUUGAGUUUUUGACAUCUCCCCCGGCGGAACUUGUCAUUCGUGCUCUUGAACUCUUGUAUUCUCUCGGAGCCGUGGAUGACUAUGCCAAACUCACCAAACCCCUGGGGACACGGAUGGCCGAGCUUGCCGUGGAUCCGAUGAUGGCAAAGGUUCUUCUCGCUGCACCCUCGUUCAAGUGUCUGAGUGAAAUGCUCUCUAUUGCGGCCAUGGUCAGCCUUCAGGGAACCGUAUGGGUGCAGCACGACGGGGACAAGAAAGGCGCCGAGAGUCACAGGCGCAAAUUCGCCGUGGAAGAAGGCGAUCACCUUACUUAUCUGAAUGUGUACCAAGCUUUCGUCACCAAGGGCAAGAAAGACUCCAAAUGGUGUCGCGACCACCUCUUGAAUUACCGGGCCCUCACACGCGCUGUCAGCAUCCGAGGUCAGCUCAAACGAUACCUCGAACGAUUCGGCAUCCAGGUUGAUGAGAGCCUCUCAUCAAGGCACGGCGGUACUGCUGUAACAUCAACGUCACCGGAGCAGAUUCAGCGAUGCCUGACUACCGGCUACUUUGCUCAUGCGGCGAAGAUGCAGCCUGAUGGGACCUUUAAAACUGUCAGCGGUGGACUGACACUUCACGCUCACCCCAGCUCUUUAAUGUUUAAUCGGAAAGCGGACUGGGUCAUCUUUCAUGAAAUCAUGCAAACGGGAGACAAGACCUACAUUCGUGACAUCACCAAGGUUGAAAAGAGCUAUCUCCUUGAGUAUGCCCCGGAGUAUUACCGGGUCUCUUAG
Messenger RNA from Penicillium oxalicum, 2019 nucleotides. RefSeq names its product putative ATP dependent RNA helicase. Gene Ontology annotation, cellular component: intracellular anatomical structure; catalytic step 2 spliceosome. Bases 1 to 2019 code for a protein of 672 amino acids. Gene Ontology annotation, molecular function: RNA binding; ATP binding. The record is from RefSeq and is a predicted model, not a curated record. The transcript has 3 exons. NCBI's taxonomy places the organism in Eukaryota, Fungi, Ascomycota, Eurotiomycetes, Eurotiales, Aspergillaceae.